AAAAUUCAUUCACAUGUCUUCACAUCAGUCACCACCACCACCAUCUUUACCUCAGCCGCACCACCUUCAACCCCAAUCUCCUCAUCAUCUCCCCAAAAAACCCAUCACUUCACUCCCAGACUUCAUCUUCACCGCCUUCUCCCUCUUCCUUCUCGUCUCUUCUCCCAAAUCCCCCACCACCGCUUUCAUCCCCCUCCCCAAAAUCUCUUUCCCGCUCAACCCUCGCAGGUUUCUCAGAAUCCCCGACAUGUCCCUCCCUUCUUCCAAAUCCCCCAGCAACCCCAGCUUCCCUACCCCUCAAUCCCUCUCCGAUUGGCUCAAGCCCCGCUUGCCUUCCGACUCCUUCGCUUCCUGGGGUGUCAAGCCCGGCACCAAAAACGUCCACAAUCUCUGGCUCAAGCUCUCCGAGGGCGAAACCUUGCUCGCCGAUUCCUCUCCUCCCAUUCGAUCCCUCCAAGUCGUCGUUGUCAGGGUUAUCGACAAACAUAAUCGAGUCCUCCUCGAAUCCCACCAAGAAUUGUCCAACGGCGUCAUUCGCCACCGCUGCAGGCCUCUGUCUGAGAAAAUGAAGCCCGGGGAAUCCGUCGACGCCGCUGUUUCUCGAGCCGUGAAAGAAGAGCUGGGCUCCGCGAUUCGUGGAGAUUUUGGUGACGAGGGCAUUGUUAAGAUUGUGCCCGAUUCGUAUUGCAAGAAGGUGGAGGAGAGGGUUUCUGCGUCUUAUCCACUGCCCUUUUUGUUUAGAACAUGCGGACAAAAAUGCCCUUUGAAGAAGCACACUUGUAUUCGUGUGAAUUGGUCCUCCGGUUGCAAAACCGGAGAAACUGGGUAA
Coffea arabica (coffee) is the source of this 829-nucleotide messenger RNA. RefSeq lists its product as uncharacterized. NCBI's taxonomy places the organism in Eukaryota, Viridiplantae, Streptophyta, Magnoliopsida, Gentianales, Rubiaceae. The record is from RefSeq and is a predicted model, not a curated record.